GGGGCCGGGCGCCGCAGUUCUAACCCGGGCCGGCCCCCAGCCGUUUGCCCCGUUCGCUCCGUUCGCCUCUUGCAGGUCCGCCAUGGCUACGCCGUCCCAGCUCCUGGAUGACCUGGCCGCAUCGUGCCUGUCCCCCCGCGGCCCUCCCAAUCUGCCCGAGCUGUACAGCGAGGCGCAGCGGCUGGCCGUGGAGGAGCUGGUGACGGGCGGCCGGGAUGCCUUUCUCGCUUUCCUGCGGCGGGAGAACGUGACCUGCUUCCUGUCGGAGGAGGAGAUCCAGAGCAUCCUCCUGGCCGCCGAGCGACCCCGAGCGCGGGGGGAGGACAGCUCGGCCGAAGAGUCCUUCACCUCGUCCCAGGACUGCUCCUCGCUCACCUAUUUCCCCGAGCAGUCGGACAUCGAGCCGCCCGUGCUGGAGCUGGGCUGGCCCGCCUUCUACCGCGGCGCGUACCGCGGCCCCACCCGCGUGGAGGCGCAUUUCCAGCCCUGCUUCCAAGACUCGCCGUACGGCUGCAAGGACGCGGUGCGCAAGCAGAUCCGCUCGGCCAAGGAGGUUAUUGCUGUGGUUAUGGAGUCAUUCACAGAUAUUGACAUCUUCAGAGACCUACAGGAAGUAUGUAGGAAGCAAGGGGUGGCCGUAUACAUCCUUUUGGACCAGGCUCUGAUCCGUCACUUCCUGGACAUGUGUGUGAAUCUAAGAGUUCAUCCUGAACAGGAAAAGGUAUCUUAUGAAGUUCGAACUAUUACUGGAAAAUACAUACUAUGCAGGUCAGGCACUAAGAUUGUUGAGAUCCAUGAAAAGUUCAUGUUGAUUGAUGGCAUUAGAGUAGCAACUGGCUCUUAUGGUUUUACCUGGACUGAUGGCAAAUUAAAUAGCAGCAACUUGGUAAUUCUGUCAGGUCAAGUGGUUGAACAUUUUGACUUAGAGUUCCGGAUCCUCUAUGCCCAGUCAAAGCCAAUCAGUCCUAGGCUCCUAUCCGUCUGUAGGAGCAGUGACAAGUUUGACCAUCUGAUCAACAGAAAACCCCUGUCUAAGGAGCUCACUUUGGGAAACCUCCUGAGGAUGCGGCUAGCCAGGCUCUCCAGCACGCCCAACAAAGUUGAUGUGGGUUCAGAGGCACCUGGGGAAGAGAAGAUGGAAACCAACUGCUAUGAUCUAGAGACUUCUACCAUUAGUGAGGAGGACUGCCUAGGUCAAGAGGCUGAGCUUGAGUUCAUAAAGGCAAGCGAUGUCUCCACUCAAACAGAGCCAUGGGAGAAGAUGCUGGUGACAAGCAUGUGUGAUGUGGGAACCCAAACUUGUGUUCCUACGGCGUGUAAUGGAACCCAAACCUUGGGCACCAGGUGACCGGCUCACAAAACAACGGUUUUGUCCAAGUCUAUCACCACCCAGACUGUGAGUGAAGCUGGGGAACCGUCUUUUUCUCAGGGGACUCGAUCGAAAGAUGGAUCACCAGCAUCUAAAAUGUCCACUGCUCCAUCUACGUCUUCCAGUGUGAGGUCCUUUUCUUCUUUGUCUUCCCAAGGCUCUGUGGCAAGCUCUGUUGGCUCCCAUUCUUCCACUAGAGCCACCGAGUUUCUGAAUCCUGGGUAUCCGAAAUACUCUGGCAACCCCAAGCUAGAUGUGUGCUUGAGGGACUCUUUCCGAAAUUUGAAUAAAGAGAGAGAGUUUCACUUUGCUGGCAUCAGGUCCCGGCUUAACCACAUGCUGACCUUGCUGUCCAGGAGAACAGUCUUGGCUGAGAGCUACCUGGGCUGUAAUCCUGGGAGUUACACCAGAACACCACUUAGUGGAGUUGGCAACAGUUUACUUGCCAUUCGGGAUAUUGCACUGUACCCUUCAUACCGGUGACUGAUGCUUCUUGUUAGCUGACUUUGGGCAUAAUACCAUAAUGAGCUCUGGGCAGCAGUGCUGCAGGUCUUGCCAUGGGGGCCUCCUUCUGCAGACUGCUGAAGUCUGUGUUUCUGAUUUCAAAUGCCUUAUGUGCCAAGGUGCCUUCCUUUACCUUGUAAAGCAUGAAAUCUUAGCCAGCCUAUUUUCUUUGAAUCCUUUGUAGAGUAUGUUCUUUUAAAUGAUGUGGAUAACUUUAUUUUAUGUUGACUUGUACAGUUCUUAUGUUGGUUGCUGUUGGAACUUUUUUUUUAUGGGUUACUAUUUAGGGGGUUAUUGGUAUAUUCAGGAUUCAGGCAAGACAUAGAAAUGCACUUGGGGGAUUUUCCUUGUAUGGAUGUUACUGUAUUCUAUUUUAGACACCAAUGCUCUUAUUAUACAUCUAAUGCUGUUAUUUAAAAGACAAAAUAAAACGGUUCCUUAGAUCAGAAUGAAUUUUUUUUCUUUUUAACUGUAUAUUCUUAGUAUUAAAUAAAUAUUCAUGUGGAUAGAACUUGUGUUUGAUUACUUUGGCAUAGAUUUAUAAGAACCAACUGUAUAUUUAAUGUUGGGAUAUUUCAUGAGUUAAUGAACAGCUAGAUAACUAAUUAAUAAAACUUAUUUGCUAUUGGGGGGAAAGAAAUUGAUAAUUCUAACAGAGGCUGGAACUUAGAGAUUCUUGGAGAGGCAGCACAGAAUCCUGGAUAGAAUGCUGAAGGACUUUUGUUUGAUUCCCACCUCAUACACUUGCUAGUUAUAUGACCUUGGGCAAUUCACCUACCUUC
Messenger RNA from Dromiciops gliroides (monito del monte), 2655 nucleotides. RefSeq names its product family with sequence similarity 83 member D (gene SACK1D). Gene Ontology annotation, cellular component: mitotic spindle pole; cytosol. The record is from RefSeq and is a predicted model, not a curated record. NCBI's taxonomy places the organism in Eukaryota, Metazoa, Chordata, Mammalia, Microbiotheria, Microbiotheriidae. Gene Ontology annotation, biological process: positive regulation of cell cycle G1/S phase transition; regulation of TOR signaling; regulation of ERK1 and ERK2 cascade.